AAAAAAAAGUCAACCAAUCUCUUGUAGAAACCAAUUUAUGACUCUCCUAUACAAAAUUCUAUAAAUAUCCACUAAAACGCCAUAAUUUAUCUCCACUCUUCUCAAAGAAUAUAAACACACUACUACUUCCUGAGAUUUUGUUUCAGAGUUUUUCUGGUACACAAACAAAUGGCUCCAAGAACCUCUCUUGCACUCUUCCUUUUCCUUAACCUCCUCUUCUUCACUUACACUACUGCUCAAGGCACUUGUCCUAGAAAUGCCCUUCAGAUCGGUGCUUGCACUAAUGUGCUCAAUGCAAUUGACUUAACAUUAGGAAACCCACCGCCACCAGUACCGCCGUGCUGCUCGCUCAUUGCAGGCUUGGCUGACCUUGAGGCUGCAGUCUGUCUCUGUACCGCGCUCGACGUUAACGUUCUUGGCAUCAACGUUCACCUUCCCAUCGAUAUCAGCGUACUUUUAAAUGCUUGUAGCAGAUUUGCUCCACCAAGUUUCCAAUGCCCGUAAGUUGAAUACGUAUGAGAUAUCUGAAGACAUACCGAAAAAAUAAAGGUUGAACUUGUUGCCUGUAGUCUUUUGCUUUUAAACUGGUGAUUUCUUUUGUAUUUGUAACUUUCUUCGAUUGAAUAAAAUGAUGAGUGUAACGUUCUCAUGCAAUAAUGGGUUUGUGUGUGUAAUCGCCAUGUUCGUUGCCCUUUUACUUCAUUGUUCUACCUUACCUUCGUUUGUAAAACGUUUCGUUCGAAUUUGAUUAAUAAAAGCUUCAAUCGGUGUUAUUGUCUA
This is a messenger RNA of Brassica napus (rape), 780 nucleotides long. RefSeq names its product putative lipid-binding protein AIR1. Bases 169 to 504 code for a protein of 111 amino acids. The record is from RefSeq and is a predicted model, not a curated record. NCBI's taxonomy places the organism in Eukaryota, Viridiplantae, Streptophyta, Magnoliopsida, Brassicales, Brassicaceae. The transcript has a single exon.